GUGGAACUACACUAUCAAUCAACUAUCUGAAGAAACGUGGAUACAUUAAGCCUGUUCCCUCAUCUGAACAACUGAAGGAGAUGUAUGAAGCUAUUUGUAUGAAACUAAGAAGCAUAGCAAGAAAGAUCUUCAAGAGAAAAGAUGAAACCACGUUGCCAACUCGACUUUAUAGACCAUUGUAAUUGGAGGUAGUCCUAUAGGUGAAGUGAAAAUCAAAAUUCAGAAAUAUGUUAUAUUGGCAGUAGUCUGAUGUUUAGUUAAGUGCACUACUUUUUGAACAAAAUAUAUUGAUGUCCUGAACAAAAUCUUUUUAAUUUUGUGGGUAAGCAUUGUUAAUAGUCAACUUUCUUCCUUAUGUUACCAAAGUAUUCUUUACCUAUUGCUACAUGUACUGUCAUCUGUAGUUUUCUUGUGUGAAUUUGUUUGUGCACAGAUGGCUACCAAAGAGCCAAUUAGUAGGCAUGCAUGACCUUACCUCAUUUCACCUGUCCUUGAGUUUUCAGGGAAAUUGUUUUUAUUUAAUACUGUGUUAUUGUUGUUAUUGUUAUUAUUGACAUACAAUUAUUACAAAGUCUUAACAACACUAAUAGCUAUAGAAAAUAAAAAAGAAUAUUUAUAAAAAUCAAAGAAAAGUGUAAACAGGUAAGAUAGGUAUAACUAGACUCCUUGGUGAUUAAACAUUUGUGUAGCCAACUGUAAAGAAAAUUAGAAAAAGAAAACACAGUAGACAUGGCAUCUAGUUUUUUCCAUCCUGGAAUCAGUAUGUUAAUGAAUAUAUAUUGCAUUUUUUUAUUGAGUUGUAAUUAUCUUGUCUUUGUUGCAUUAAUAUUCAAGUAUGUCAGA
Messenger RNA from Penaeus vannamei (Pacific white shrimp), 843 nucleotides. The record is from RefSeq and is a predicted model, not a curated record. Lineage: Eukaryota; Metazoa; Arthropoda; Malacostraca; Decapoda; Penaeidae.